AAGUGCAGGUAAAAUGAUCAGGCGAAAAACUAAACAACAGGCCAGUGAAAAGCAACGACUCUCCGAGGCGAAGGCUGAAAUCCGAGAGAAAGAUAAAGAACGGGCCAUCUUCUUCCGUCAUAUUGGUGAAAUAGCUGAUCGAUAUGCCUGGAAAGGCAUUCACCACGACGGUAAUAUCUCACGGAAAAAGCGGCCAGCCAACAAAAAUCCAGCUAAUCCUACAGCUAUAAUUCCUCUUGGGAAUAAGUCACUUGUUCCAUUUCCCUCUGCCUGGAAGGAAUCGUUGCUCAAGCGUGUAGGCUUACAGACUCGGAAUCCAUCGUUAAUAGAUGAGUUGUUGCAAGAAGUUGAUUCAGAUUAUUGCUCAGCCCUGAAAAACCUGAAACCAAUCAAUUUAGCAUUUCCAUUAAUACCACCAGUAGAAUAUGGACUUGUACUGGAUAAUAGUAAAAACAAUUUCAAAGAGGCAUUUCGGGUUAUCCAACGCAAUCUACUUCGAUGUCAUCCUCUGAUACAUCGUCCGGCAGUUCAUUUGCGAUCAAAGUUGAGCAGCAUUCGAUUGAAAGGUCUACCUAGCAAGCAGUAUGUACGACUUGAGGAUAUGGUUGAAUCCAUUUUGUUGGUGUGGACAAAAACAACUGACGAAUUCAAGCAGGUUGCACUCGGUGUCCGCCAAAAAGUACUGAUUAAAACAAAGAGUAGCCCAACGGCGGUUCAACGGUUAGCCAGGGUGGAUGCUACUGUGUGUGUCAUGCUUUCUUUGCAGGUACAAGAAACAUGUGCAAGAUUAAUGAAAGAAUUAGCUACUUUACUUGAAAGUCCUACAUUCGUUCCAAUAUCUAUUGGUAUUGGCUGCAGCGAAGAAAACCAGAUAACCGUUACUAAUACGGCAGACGACAUUGAACAAUCUCUGAGAGGUCUGCUACAAAAGAUUAUUGACAAUGUACCUUUUGACGUCGACGAUAUUCCUGCAAAAUGCAACCUAAAACUUACCAUCCCAACCGACGUACAAUUGAUAUUCGAAGAUUGUAUUAGGUGUUUUACGUCUAAAUGCUGCCAAGAGAAGGACGCCUACGUUACAGAAUGUGAGGCUCGUUUUGGCGAUAUAAUUCGUGGGGAAGUGACGGCCAAAAUGGAUGAGCUUUUGACCAUUGAAGAACCCAGUAUUGAUGAAUGUAUCCCCGCAAUAAUUGACAUUCGUUCGCGAAUGAAACAGGUGAGCCUUCUGUGGGAAAUCGAACCUCAUCACCGUCUAUGGUUCCUGAACAGAGAAUUAAAAAACGUUAUGUUUAGUCGUUUGACGUGUAACAAAACUCGCUUAGAAGAAUGUUUACUCGGGCAGUAUCGUAAGGAAACCAGUCGUUUGCUAGGUGAACUGGAUCGUAUGAAAAAGCAGAUUCUGCAGCCUCCUUCUAAUACGAUGGAACUCCUUGGUCGUAGUGCCUAUCUAGAGGAGGCACGAAAUAAACCUCUGAAUGAUCUUAUCGCCUCCAUGACAGCACUUAAAGGACUUUUCGUUCGGCUUACGGACAUUGUUACAUACACCGAAGCUGACGUCAUCCGGUCUUCCCAAGCCUUCUUUGGACCUGACGAAAUUGUUCCAAUGCUUGAUGAUGGCGCUGAGCUAAUUGCCAAAUAUCGGAGGCAAUUUGAAGACCGCUAUCAAGAAGUGCUAGAAAAAACACAGAAAGAUUUAAAACGAUUGAAGGUGAAGAUGAAGCAUUUUAACAAUUGUGGAGACUGGGAUUCGGUUGAGUAUUACGUUAAAGACAUUACUGCCAUGUCUCGCAAAGUCCAAGAAAUCCAACGCACAGCUAAUUGGAUCACUCAAGAAGAAAUUCAGCUAAAGUACCCUAUAACAUCUUUCCCGGAAAUAGCCGAAAUCAACACAUAUAUCGAGCCCUACAUUCGUCUUUACGUCAGCAUUAACUCUUGGCGUAAACUACUUAAACGAUGGUUAGAUGGGGAUUUCCAUAAUUUAAAUGCUGACGAUAUUGAAAAUCAAACGGAUGAAAUGUCAAGGGAAAUGUUCCGACUGCAGAAAGUGUUCCGAGCCAGAGGAAAACAAUUAGAAGCCGGUAAUGCGCAAUCAAGAAAAGCCAACGAAGGGGCCAAUCAAAUGGGAGCAUCGUUAAAGAUGUGUCAGAGAGGUUUGGAUGACGUUAAAGAAUUCAAGGUUCAGCUGCCUAUAGUCGGAGUAAUUUGCAACCCGGGUCUACGAGACAGGCACUGGAAAGACAUGUCUGACCUGGUAGCCAAAGAUCUGAAACCAAAUACUGGAACCACUUUGCGAAAGUUCUUAAAUCUCGGCUUGAUGCCCUAUUUAGAAAAAUUUGAAGUUAUCAGUGGGGCUGCCAGCAAGGAAUUUAGUCUAGAAAAAGGCAUGAAAUCGAUGGCUGAGGAAUGGAAUGUCGUAGUUUUCUCUACCGCCAAAUACAGAGACACAGACACGCCUAUUUUAGCAGGUGUGGAUGAAAUCCAAGCCCUUCUAGACGAUCACCUUAUUAAAACACAAACAAUGAAAGGAUCGCCUUUUGUGCGCCCAGUUGAAAAACAAUUACUGGCAUGGGAGGCCACUUUACUCAGAAUCCAGCAAACUAUUGAGGAGUGGUUAAUAGUUCAGAGUCAAUGGCUUUAUUUAGACCCGAUUUUUUCUUCGCCUAAUAUCAUCGACCAGAUGCCUGAUGAGGCCGCUCUUUUCAAGAAUGUGGACGCAAUUUGGCACGGAGUAAUGGGCGCCCUCGUUUCAAAUCCAAACGUGAUGCAAACAGCAGGAUCUGUAGGGAUGUUGGAACAACUGGCUCAUUCUUCAAAACUCCUAGAGCAAAUCAACUUUGGUGUCAAUGCAUAUCUUGACAAAAAGCGGCUCUAUUUUGCAAGAUUCUUUUUCCUUUCAAACGAGGAAAUGUUGGAUAUAUUGUCGGAAACUAAGGAUCCACUUAGGGUUCAGACUCACCUUAAAAAGGUCUUUGAAGGAAUCGCCUCCUUAGAGUUUGAUGAGGACUAUGUCAUCCACGCAAUGAUCAGCCCGCAAGGUGAGCGGGUCCCCUUCGUUAACCCUGUAAAGACUGCAGAUGCCCGUGGAAGCGUAGAAGUUUGGCUGCUCCAGGUUGAGGAGGCUAUGAUUGAUGCAUGUCGACAUAUAAUUCAACAAUCACUGCGUACCUGUGUAGAAUCUAGUCGACACGAUUGGGUAGCCAAAACACCCGGACAAGCUGUCUUGUGUGCUGCUCAAGUUCAAUGGGCAGCCGGUAUCACCCAUGCCAUUAUUCAAGGGCCUAAAGCCUUAAAGCAAUAUUACCAAGAUAUAUGCAGUAAAUUAAAUGAAAGCGCAUCGCUUGUGAAGAUGCCGUUAGCUAAACUGACACGUACCACGUUGGGCGCUUUAGUAGUAACGGAGGUCCAUACACGAGACCUGGUGCAUGAGCUGAUAGAGAACAACGUGACUGACAUAAAUAACUUCAGUUGGAUUUCUCAAUUACGGUAUUACGCAGACGAAAACAACGAAAUCCUUGUCCGAAUGAUCAACGCAACUUUGAAGUACGCGUACGAGUAUCUGGGAAACACGUCACGAUUGGUUAUAACACCGCUAACUGAUCGCUGCUACCGAACUCUUAUUGGAGCGUACCAUCUACAUUUGAGUGGCGCACCGGAGGGACCUGCCGGCACUGGCAAAACUGAAACAACAAAAGAUCUUGCCAAAGCUCUUGCUGUCCAAUGCCUGGUAUUUAAUUGCUCUGAUGGUCUGGAUUACGUAGCCAUGGGAAAGUUUUUCAGAGGACUGGCCUCUUCCGGAGCAUGGGCCUGUUUUGACGAGUUUAACAGAAUAGAGGCUGAAGUGUUGUCGGUGGUGGCUCAGCAAAUGCUAUCCAUUUUACACGCCAUUCAGUCUCACAUGAAGACUUUUAUUUUCGAAGGAGUUGAGUUGAAAUUGAAUCCCAUGUGCUUUGUAUGUGUAACAAUGAAUCCAGGUUACGCAGGUCGUUCGGAAUUGCCUGAUAACUUGAGGGUUUUGUUUCGAACUGUGGCUAUGAUGAUUCCUGAUUAUUCCAUGAUUGGAGAAAUCUCAUUGUACUCAUAUGGAUUCACUGAUGCCCGCAAUCUAGCCACAAAAAUUGUCACCACUUAUAAACUCUGUUCGGAACAGUUGUCCACACAGAGUCACUACGAUUACGGUAUGCGUGCUGUGAAAUCUGUUUUGGUAGCUGCUGGUAAUCUUAAAGUCCAGUCGCCGGGUGACGCAGAAGAUUCUUUGAUUCUUAGAUCACUGAUGGACGUGAAUCUCCCCAAGUUCCUUAGUGGGGAUUUAAUAUUGUUUCACGGCAUUAUUGCGGACUUGUUCCCCGAGAUACCUCUCCCUCAGUCUAAACACAAUGCUUUACUUGCGGCUAUUCAACAGGCCUGUGACGAACGAGAUUUGCUGCUAACGGACAAGUUUGCCCAGAAGGUCAUCCAAAUGUACGAGAUGAUGUUAGUAAGACAUGGUUUCAUGCUUGUAGGUCGGCCGAUGGGAGGUAAAUCGACAGUAAUACAGGUUUUGGCGUCGGCCUUAAAUAUUCUUUCAUUGGAGGAUAAUGACGAGACCGGUGUUAUUUAUCGUACGUUGAACCCAAAAGCCGUCACACCUGGACUGCUAUUUGGUCAAUUCGAUCCCGUAACCCAUGAAUGGGUUGAUGGAAUUGUGUCGCUAAUAUUUCGUGAACUGUCAACAUCAGAAUCGGUGACACGCAAAUGGAUCAUCUUUGACGGACCUGUAGACGCUGUUUGGAUCGAAAAUCUCAACACUGUACUCGAUGACAACAAGAAACUUUGUCUAGCGUCUGGUGAGAUAAUCGGUCUCACGCCAUCAAUGUCCUGUAUAUUUGAAGUUAUGGAUCUCGCACAGGCGUCACCUGCCACCGUUUCUCGUUGCGGUAUGGUAUACGUUGAUCCUGGUGAUCUUGGCUGGCAACCUCUUUUUCACACAUGGCUUAAAUCCUUUACAGCAAACUGGAAAGCCGCACUUGAACCUGUGCUCAUUAGCCUUAUUCAAUGGCUUAUUCCGGCAUCUCUUAGUGGCAUCCGCAAAUUUGGCGUUGAAUUGUUGAAUGUUGAAGAGAACAGCAAAGUCUCGUUCCUGUUGCGUAUGGUACAAGCUUUAAUGCAACGAAGUUGCGCUGGAUUGAAAGAUGUGAGAUAUGGUCGUGCCUGGCUACAGGCGUCCAUACUGUUUGCUCUCACAUGGACAGUUGGCGGCGCUUUAGAAAGCGAAAGUCAGAUCAAAUUCGAUACGUUUAUCAGAUCUUUGCUAUCAGGUAAAAGUGAGGCGUUUCCCUAUCCAACGAGCGCUGGCCGGUGGGAAUGUCAUUUACCCUCUGAUGGAACCCUUUACGAUUACGUGUAUGAAUACAAACAACGAGGACAGUGGCGUCAGUGGGCCGAAACUGUUCGUAACAUCCCCAUUCCUGACGCCAAGUCGCUUAGAGAACUUACUAUUCCAACUGUGGACACUGCCAGGUAUUCAUAUCUGCUGGACUUGAGCUUGGCAAGUCGUACCCCAAUCCUUCUUGUUGGUCCCACCGGAACAGGAAAAUCGCUUUGCAUUCAGGAAAAAAUGAGUGGCUUUAGUGAAGAAGAAUUCGCUUCUCUUUGUAUGACAUUCACUGCUCAAACAUCCGCCGCCCAAGUUCAAGAUCUUAUACUCAGCCGAUUGGAGCGACGCAAAAAAGGCAUCUAUGGCCCUCCUGCUGGCCGACGUUGUUUAAUUUUUGUAGACGAUCUCAAUAUGCCGGCUAAAGAAACUUAUGGAGCUCAACCAUCCCUUGAACUUCUCCGACAGUACUUUGAUUAUCAUCAAUGGUAUGAUCGAAAAGAGGCUAACCUUCUUGAUAUACAAGAUCUUCAAAUUUGGGGCGCAAUGGGCCCUCCAGGUGGCAGUCGUCAAGAAAUAUCUCCACGUUGUCUACGCCACUUUCAUAUUAUUGCCAUUAAUCCAUUCUCCGAUUCGACGAUGACUCACAUCUUUAGCACCAUCCUUACAAUACACUUGAGCAAAGGUGGAUUUCCACCAGACGUCUUCAGUCUCGUGGGUUCUAUCGUAUCCGCCACGUUAGAGAUCUAUCGUGCAGCAUUAAGAGUACUCCUUCCUACUCCUUCUAAGGCUCACUAUGUUUUUAGUUUGAGAGACUUUGCCAGAGUUAUCCAUGGUUGUUGUCUUAUUCAUAAAGACGCCGUUGAGAAUCGCAAGACUUUCCUACGACUUUGGAUUCACGAAGUAUUAAGAGUCUUUGGUGAUCGAUUAGUUGACGAGAAUGACACCAAUUGGUUAUACAACAUGCUGCGGGAAUGCGUCCGCACCCACUUUCGUGAGAACUUUGACAGUUUACUUGAACAUCUUGGACGCACAGAUGGCAGAGUCACGUUGGCGAGUUUAGACAACUUAAUGUUUGGAGAUUACACUGUACCGGACUUGCUGCAAGAAGACAGAAUUUACAAGGAGGUUACAGAUAUUCCUCGCCUUGACUCCGUCAUCAUGAGCUAUAUCACAGAUUAUAAUAAUACUAACAAAACCCGAUUGAAUCUCAUCCUUUUUCAAUAUGUAUUGAAACACCUCAGCCGCAUAAGCCGAGUGUUGCGAAUUUCGGGAGGCCAUGCAUUACUUAUUGGAGUAGGUGGAUCGGGAAGACAAUCCCUAACGAAGCUGGCAGCUUCAAUGGCAGGAUACACGCUGUUUCAGCCGACUGCAAAACCUAAUUAUGGAAUUAAUGAAUGGCGGGAAGAUGUGAAGCGUGUAUUGCGAACGGCUGGUGGUCUUGGCCGUGAUGUUGUCUUUCUCAUUUUGGACUCCCAACUAAAUAAUGCUGCCUUUCUUCAAGACAUCGAUUCUAUGCUCAAUAGUGGUUUAGUACCUAAUAUCUUUUCCGUGGAGGAAAAACAAGAAUUAAUUGAAUUGGUUAGGAAAAAUCGCCAGAGUGCACCGCAAAUGGAAAGCAGUCCUGCAUCAUUAAUGACUUAUUUUGCCCAACAAUGCAAGGAUCAUUUACACUUGGUGUUGGCUUACAGUCCCCUUGGAUCCAGCCUACGUGACAGUGUCCGGUAUUUUCCCUCUUUGAUCAACUGUUGCACCAUCGACUGGUUUGAAGCGUGGCCUGAAGAGGCUUUAGAAAAUGUAGCUGUGAGCACGGUCGAGACGAUUGAAAUCCCUGCUGAAACAAAGCGAAAGGUCGUUGUAGCCUGUAAAUAUUUCCACAUGACAGCUACGAAAUAUGCCAACCUUUUUACAUUAAAGUUGGGCCGGCCAGUCUACGUCACUCCUGCAUCGUAUUUAUCAUUACUCGCUGGAUUUAGCAACUUAAUGUUGGAGCAGCAGCAACAGAUCAGACAAGCAAUUGAGAGAUACCGAAAUGGUUUGUCUCGUCUGGCCGAAGCAUCCGCUCAGGUCAAUCAAAUGCAAAUCGAAUUGUCCGAACUCCAGCCCAAACUUGUCGAAGCCUCCAAGCAAACGGAUCUUAUGAUGAAAACCAUUCAGCAAGAAUCUGGUGAAGUUGAAAAAACUUCUACACUCAUUCGAGCUGAUGAAGUUGCAGCAAAUGAAGAAGCAGCCAUUUCGCAAGCAUUAAAAGCUGAAUGUGAAGCUGAUUUGGCUGAAGCAUUACCUGCUUUGGAAGCUGCUUUGGCUGCGCUCGAUACUCUCAAGCCCGCUGACAUUACGUUGGUCAAAUCCAUGAAGAAUCCACCCAAGGUAAUCAAAACUGUAAUGGCUGCUGUAUGUGUCAUGAAAGAUAUCAAACCAGAAAAAAUUCUAGAUCCUGAUGGAUCUGGUAAGAAGAUCCUUGACUUCUGGGGACCUAGCAAGAAAUUACUCAACGAUUUGGGCUUUCUUACUCAGCUUAAAGAAUACAAAAAGGAUAGCAUCCCACCCCAUAUUAUGCAAAGAAUUCGCACAGAAUUUCUACCCAAUCCAGAUUUUGAGCCAUCCGUAGUGGCCAAAGCCUCCAGCGCUGCAGAAGGACUUUGCAAAUGGGUUAAAGCCAUUGAAAUUUAUGACAAAACAGCCAAGAUUGUUAUGCCGAAGAAGGCAAGAUUAGCUUCAGCCGAAGCCAGUCUUGAAGAAACGAUGAACUUGUUGAAUUUGAAACGAAAUCAGCUAGCAGUUCUAGAGGCCCGCUUGGCCCAACUGAAGGAUGAUUAUGCCGAAGGAUGCCGAAAGCGCCAACAAUUAUCCGACGAUGUUGACAUGUGCUCGAAAAGACUUAGUCGCGCAUCAGCUUUGAUUGGUGGAUUAGGAACAGAGAGAGAACGUUGGUCUGAAGCGGAAAUCAAGUUGAUGGACAAACUAGAGAACUUAACUGGAGAUAUUAUGCUCUCGGCUGCCGUUAUGGCCUAUCUGGGACCGCUGACAUCGGCCUUCCGCGACAAGUGCACAGCCGAUUGGGUCCAGUUUACUACCAAUUUGGGAAUACCAUGUUCAGCUCGGUUCAGCUUGUCGGACACACUCGGUUCUGCCGUUCGGAUUGAAGGCUGGACUGAAUCUGGCCUUCCUAGAGACAGUUUUUCGAUUGAUAAUGCAGUCAUGGUUUAUCAUCAGAAGAAAUGGCCGCUGUUGAUUGAUCCUCAAGGACAGGCAAAUGCAUGGCUCAAAAGCUGGGAACUUGGUCGAGGCUUAGUGAUUUUACGAGCUGGACAAGCUGACCUUCUUCGUCAACUGGAACAAACGAUCCCUUCUGGUCGGCCAGUGCUAAUUGAAGAAGUUGGGGAAGAAUUAGACCCUUCAUUAGACCCUCUUCUGUCACGCUCCAUCCAAAAGCAAGGCGGAGUCGAAAUGAUUCAGCUGGGUGAUGGAAUGGUUGAGUAUCACCGCGACUUCCAGCUAUACAUGACUAGCAAACUAAGAAAUCCUCAUUUCCUGCCAGAAGUUACAACCAAAGUUUUGGUUAUUAACGCCGCCAUUACUUUAAAAGGUUUAGAAGACCAGUUGCUUGGUAUCGUGGUCGCUGAAGAACGGCCAGAUUUGGAAGAGAUGCGCCAAAAACUAGUGAAGGAAGGUGCAGCAUGUCGUACAGCCUUGCAAGAGGUAGAGGACCAGAUAUUGGCUACGCUGAGUAAAGGAGGUAACCUGUUGGAAGACGAAGCGGCCAUUCGAGUUUUGGAUGAAUCCAAAGUCUUGUCGGCUGAAAUUGUUACAAAGCAACAGUUGGCCGCAGAAACAUCAAUUCGCAUGGAACAGUCAAGACAGGCUUACAUGCCCGUGGCUCAGCAUGCAGCUGUACUGUUCUUCUGUUUGGCUGAACUGAUCAAUCUUAGUCCGAUGUACCAGUAUUCCCUGAAGUGGUUUAUUCGAUUAUUCCUUUUCUCCAUUCGCAAUUCUGUUCGCCCAGAACGUGUAGAAGAGCGUCUGGAGAUUCUUCAAAAUCACUUUGAUCGUGCGUUAUACACAAAUGUUUGUCGCAGCCUGUUUGAGAAAGACAAACUUCCAUUCAGCAUGGCGCUGGCCUCAUCACUCAUGAUUCAACGUGGUGAAAUGUCCGCUGUCGAGAUCGAUCUCUUACUCACGGGUAGCAAAAGUCUAACCCGCGGAGUAGCAGCCGAAUGUCCUGAAUGGCUAAGUCUAAAGACGUGGGAUCAAAUCUGUCAGUUGGCAACCGAACCACCGUUUAUAGACGUCAAUAUCUCCCUGAUGCGACAAGGAAAUCAUUGGCAAUCAGUUGCUGAUGCAAUCAAUCCUUACGAGAUGGAGUUACCAGAAGAUUGGAAAAUGAAAUGGAAACCAUUCCAGCGACUCCUUUUCCUACGCUAUUUGGCACCUAGCAAAAUUGUUCGGAUGGUAAGAACGUUUGUUGCUGAACAACUUGGCGAAGAAUUUGUCCAGCCACCUCCGUUCGAUUUGUCCUGUUCUUUUGCGGAUUCGGAUUCUACAACGCCCUUAAUCUUCUUGCUGACCGCUGGCGCUGACCCUAUGGCCUGCUUACUUAGGUUUGCUGAAGAGCAUCGUGCUGGCGAUGGGACGCUGCACAUAGUUUCUCUUGGUCAAGGACAAGGCGUCCUGGCCGAAGAAAAAAUUCAGCAGGCUAUAGGCAGUGGAGAGUGGGUGAUUCUCCAAAACUGUCAUUUGGCGGCCUCGUGGAUGCCAGCAUUGGAACGCAUUUGCCAGAAGCUAAGCAGCCAAUCUCUUCAUCCCAGUUUUCGCCUGUGGUUGACCAGCUAUCCAUGGGAAAGCUUUCCAGUUUCUAUUCUACAGAAUGGGGUUAAAAUUACGAACGAGCCUCCAGUCGGGUUGAAAGAAAACGUACUGAGGACUUUCAAUCCGGAUCCGUUGGAUGAUCUUGUUCAACAGCAGGAUCAGCUUGAAUGGCCAACUCAUAAAAUGCUGACUCUACGCAAGCUCAGUUAUUCUCUCUGUUUUUUCCAUGCAUUAGUACAAGAAAGACGAACUUACGGUGCCAUUGGCUGGAACAUCCCUUACGCUUUUGAUGACUCUGAUCUACAAAUUUCAUUGAAACAAAUCCGCAUCUUCGUAACUGAUUACGAGCAAGUGCCCUACCAAGCAUUGCAGUAUUUGGUAGGAGAAUGCCAUUACGGUGGAAGAGUGACGGACGAUUGGGAUCGCCGUACGUUAAGCACGCUAUUGGCUGAUUUCUGCAAUCCAGAGUUGGUCGAAAAUCCCAAUUAUUCUCUCGUGCAACCGGUUCAUCCGCUGUAUAACCUGCCACAUUCGGCUGAUUAUGAAUGUUUCUUGGAAGCAGUUCAACGUUUACCAGUUUUGCAAGCACCCAACGUUUUUGGCAUGCACGAAAACGUUACUAUUGGGCGUGAUUUACUUGAAGGCGACUAUCUGCUUAGCAGUCUUCUAGCGCUUCAAGGUUGCUAUUCUUCCGGCAUUGACGAAAGCGGAGAUGGUGAACAACCCAGUGGAGAAGAAAUUCAAGAAGAUUCAGCAGAGAAAGCGCAACAGCAAUCUGCACCAGCACCUCCGGUUUCGUCUCAGAAAAAACCUACAGAUGCAAUCUUAAACGAAAUGAUUCAAGAUUUGAUCCAACAGCUACCUGAAAGCUUCGAUCUUGAUUUGGCUGAAGAGAAAUUCCCAAUCAACUAUCUAAAACCAUUGAACACAGUUUUGGUUCAAGAAAUGGGACGUUACAAUCGUUUAGUGGGAAUUAUCCGAACUAAUCUUGGAUCAUUGCAACGAGCUGUUUGUGGUCAUGUGACAAUGACAGCAGAGCUGGAAUCGACAGGCAAAGCAUUGCUCAGCAAUCGUGUCCCAGCCGUCUGGAAAGCAGCAUCUUAUCCUAGUCUAAAGCCCAUGCGAGGUUAUUUCAGCGAUUUGCUGGAACGGCUGCAAUUCUUUAGGUCCUGGUACGAAGACGGACAACCUGCCAUUUUUUGGCUGCCGGCUUUCUAUUUCCCCCAAUCGUUUCUGACCGGCGCUUUGCAGACAACUGCACGUAAAAAUCGAAUUCCAGUUGAUUGCCUCUACCACCAUUGCCGAGUUAUGAGUCCCCAAAAAGUUGGCAAUCUUGAUACACCACCGGCGGAAGGUGUAUACGUUCGCGGUUUGUACCUCGUAGGAGCUCGCUGGGACGGUGACGAGGAGACAUUGACGGAGCAACGUCCCAAAGUUCUAUGGGAAGAGAUGCCUGUUCUAUGGCUAAAUCCAUCCGAGCAUUUAAAAGGAAAUAGCAACCAGGUGGCAACCCAACUGGAGUCACGUGGAACAUACACCUGUCCUCUUUAUCGCACGUCCGAGCGACGUGGGGAGCUUUCAACGACAGGCCAUUCUACUAACUUCGUUAUGUCACUGGAGCUACCGACUAAGAUACCACAUAGCCAUUGGAUAAAACGAGGCGUAGCCCUCAUUACCCAAUCAGAUGAUUAAAAUCAAUUAUUCAGCAUAAGGAAGCCUUUGUUGUUAACUGCCAAUAGUUUACUAUACUAACUUUUGUAGUUUGACAAAAGAAGCAAGCAGGAACAAGGAAAUGUAAACGAGUGUGACGGAAUUGGCUAAGUUUAGUUCAGCUGCUUCGAAAUACAAUCGAUUACGUUUGCGUAACCUGUUGCAACGGUUACCGUUCAAUUUUAGAUGCAUGGCAUAGUGUAGAAGAUUGAAGAACUCUAACAAGCAUU
Daphnia carinata is the source of this 12099-nucleotide messenger RNA. RefSeq names its product dynein axonemal heavy chain 12-like. Lineage: Eukaryota; Metazoa; Arthropoda; Branchiopoda; Diplostraca; Daphniidae. The record is from RefSeq and is a predicted model, not a curated record. Gene Ontology annotation, molecular function: minus-end-directed microtubule motor activity; dynein light intermediate chain binding; dynein intermediate chain binding. Bases 14 to 11851 code for a protein of 3945 amino acids. Gene Ontology annotation, cellular component: dynein complex. Gene Ontology annotation, biological process: microtubule-based movement. The transcript has 52 exons.